This is a messenger RNA of Dromiciops gliroides (monito del monte), 8432 nucleotides long. RefSeq names its product capicua transcriptional repressor (gene CIC). Bases 111 to 7784 code for a protein of 2557 amino acids. Gene Ontology annotation, molecular function: RNA polymerase II transcription regulatory region sequence-specific DNA binding; DNA-binding transcription factor activity, RNA polymerase II-specific. Gene Ontology annotation, cellular component: nucleus. The record is from RefSeq and is a predicted model, not a curated record. Gene Ontology annotation, biological process: regulation of transcription by RNA polymerase II. Lineage: Eukaryota; Metazoa; Chordata; Mammalia; Microbiotheria; Microbiotheriidae. The transcript is spliced from 21 exons.
GAAUGGGGGGCAGGGGGUGGUUCACAGGAAUGAUCAGGGUAAGGUGUGACAGAGGAUACUCAGGAACAGAUUAGGGACUGGGGAGCAGACGCUGGACCCAAAAAAAGCCAAUGGAAGAGACCUGGGAUAGAACCCUGGAGGGUCUCUGUAAAAACAGGCCUAGGAAGAAGACAAAGAUGAAACCCAUGAAGAAAGCCAGUGGGCUUCCUGGGCAUGGCAGCAGCAGCAAGUCCCCCCCAGCCACCAGGGCCAAAGCCCAGAAGCGCCGGGCAGGGGGUGACGGUGGCAAGGAGGAGGAAGAAGAGCAGCAGCAGCAGCAACAGCAGCAGCAGCAGCAGCAGGAGGAAGAGACUGGGCCGGCAGAGGAGGAGGAAGGUGACCGAGAGGAGGAAGGGAAGGCCCCAGAUGUGGAGGCUGCCCCACCACAGCUGCCCCCUGCAGGCCCCUCUGAGAACCCCAUUCAGCCUUUCCCCCCAGCUGAGGACCCAAAGGGCGAGGGGGAUUCUGGGCGUUGGGAACCUUCCCUGAGCCGCAAGACCGCCACCUUCAAGUCGAGGGCCCCCAAAAAGAAGUACGUGGAGGAGCAUGGUGCCAGUGGUGGCAGUGGACCGGAGGAGCCCCCAGCCACACCUGAGGAGGGCAGAACCUGUGCCCUGCCUGCCCAGCCAUCUGCCUCAGCUCGCUCAUCCUCCACAGACACUGCUAGCGAGCACUCAGCUGACCCGGAGGAGGAGCUCCCUGAACCUGGUCCUCCGGCACCGUGGCCCCCUAGCUCCGCAGCUGCCGGGGCCUGUGACCUGCACCUCCUGCGCUCCCAGAAGGUCCUGGCACGGCGGGAUGGACUCUUCGUGCCAGCCGUGGUAAAGCAGGUCCGGCGCAGCCAAGACCUUGGCGUCCAGUUCCCUGGAGACAGAGCCCUCACCUACUACGAGGGGGCGCUGGCUGGUGGCGUGGAUGUGGUGCUAGAUGCCACCCCGCCCCCCGGGGCCCUGGCGGUGGGCACGGCCGUCUGUACUUGUGUGGACCCUGGCGAGGCAGCCUAUCGUGAAGGCGUGGUGGUGGAGGUCAAUGCCAAGCCGGCUUCGUACAAGGUGCGCCUCAGCCACGGGCCUCCUCCGGGGCUCCCUCUCACCCCACCCCGCAGGGACAGAGAAGCCGUCUGGGUGGCUCGCUCGAGCCUGCGCCUCCUGCGCCCCCCCUGGGGCCCUGAGGAGAGAAGGAAGCUGCCGCCAGAAGCCACCCAAGGGGAGCACGGUGAUGAGGCGGUGCCGAGAGAGAGCCCACCUCCACCACCGCCCCCUCAGGCUCCCCCCCAGCUGCCCCCCUGUCCCCCCGGCCUGGAGGCCAAACAGCCAGAGGAUGCCGAGGUCUCCAAGAUUAGCUUUGGCCAGGCAGCCACAGAGGAGGAGGAGGAGAAGCGCCCCCCUGCCUCAGCCACUUCCAGUGUCUCCACCGCCCAGCCCCUGCUGCCACUGCCCCCGCCCCAGCUGCUCUCUCCGCCCCCCAAGUCACCGGCCUUUGCCGGGCCGGGCCGCCCAGCUGAGCAGCCCUCCCCUGGCCAGGAUGGGGCAGGAGGCAGCCGGAGCAGCAGCGUGACCUCCCUGGAGAGGGGGGCGGCCCCACCAGCGAGGGCCCGGACGCCCCUCACGGCUGCCCAGCAGAAGUACAAGAAAGGCGACGUGGUCUGCACGCCUAAUGGCAUCCGGAAGAAGUUCAACGGCAAGCAGUGGCGGCGUCUUUGCUCCCGCGACGGCUGCAUGAAGGAGUCGCAGCGCCGCGGCUACUGCUCCCGCCACCUGUCCAUGCGCACCAAGGAGAUGGAGGGACUGGCUGAGGCGGGAGCCGGCCCAGGGGCGGGUGGGCCUGGCCGCCAGGCCGCCCGGGAGGGCAGCGCCGAGUUUGACUGGGCCGACGAGACCUCCAGGGACAGUGAGGCCAGCAGUGUGGCCGCCCGUGGGGACUCGAGGCCCCGCCUGGUGGCACCCGCCGACCUGUCCCGCUUUGAAUUCGACGAAUGCGAGGCCGCGGUCAUGCUGGUGUCCCUGGGCAGCUCCCGCUCUGGAACGCCUUCCUUCUCUCCCGUUUCUACCCAGUCUCCCUUCUCACCUGCCCCCUCUCCUUCCCCCUCACCCCUCUUUGGCUUCCGGCCAGCCAACUUCAGCCCCAUCAACGCCUCGCCUGUGAUCCAGCGUACAGCCGUCCGGAGCCGUCAUCUGAGUGCCAGCACCCCGAAGGCUGGGGUGUUGACCCCCCCAGAAUUGGGGCCCCACCCACCGCCCCCUGCUCCCCGGGAACGCCAUUCCUCAGGCAUCCUGCCUACCUUCCAGACCAACUUGACCUUCACGGUGCCCAUGAGCCCUGGCCGACGGAAGCCAGAGCUUCUGCCGCACCCAGGGGCGCUGGGGGGCCCUGGCAGUGGGGGGGGCCCAGAUUUUCAGAAGAGUGAUAGCCUGGACUCGGGAGUAGACUCAGUCUCCCACACACCUACACCCUCUACUCCAGCCGGCUUCCGGGCCGUGUCACCGGCUGCCCCCUUUCCCCGGUCUCGCCAGCCUUCCCCACUGCUGCUGCUGCCCCCCCCAGCCGGCUUGACAUCAGACCCAGGUCCCUCAGUGCGGCGGGUGCCGGCUGUGCAGCGGGACUCUCCUGUUAUCGUCAGAAACCCCGAUGUCCCGCUGCCUUCCAAGUUCCCCGGGGAGGUGGCCCCAGGCGGAGAGGCCCGGGGCGGUGGCCAGCCCAGCAGGGCCGGGCGAGAGCACCCAGGGCCACCUGGAGCUAACAGUGGGAAGCCGGGCCCGCCUCCACCCCUGCCUGCCCCCGUCCCCAUCAGCGUCCCCCCAGCCGGGUCGGCCACCGCCACUCAGCCGGGGCCAGCUUUUGGACUGGCCUCCUCGCCGUUCCAGCCGGUCGCCUUCCACCCCUCACCUGCCGCCCUGCUGCCCGUCCUCGUGCCCAGCAGCUACCCUGGGCACCCUGCCCCCAAGAAGGAGGUUAUUAUGGGCCGGCCUGGGACAGUGUGGACAAAUGUGGAGCCACGAUCAGUGGCUGUAUUUCCCUGGCACUCGCUCGUCCCAUUCCUGGCACCCAGCCAGCCUGACCCUUCUGUACAGCCCAGUGAGGCCCAGCAGCCAGCCAGCCACCCUGUCUCCUCUAGCCAGAGCAAAGAGCCUGCAGAGUCAGCAGCUGUAGCCCACGAGCAGUCCCCCAGCGGGGCAGCGGGCCCAGAAUCUGGACGGCCACCUGGGGCCACCUGCCCUGAGAGCCCAGUUCCCUGCCCUCCCCAGGCCCCUGGGGCCUCGGAAGGCAGCAAGGUUCCUCCUCAGCAUUCUGAGGAGGAAGGCCCCGGCCCUACGGGGGAAAGCCGGCUGGACAGCGAGACAGAGAGUGACCACGACGAUGCCUCUCCCCAAUUCCGCAGGUUCCUCUCUAUCAUGUCUCCGGAGAUCCAGUUGCCACUCCCACCAGGAAAGCGCCGGACACAGUCCCUCAGCGCCUUGCCCAAGGAAAGGGACUCCUCUUCUGAGAAGGAUGGGCGCAGCCCCAACAAGAGGGAGAAGGACCACAUCCGACGCCCCAUGAAUGCCUUCAUGAUAUUCAGCAAGCGGCACCGGGCCCUGGUGCACCAGCGCCACCCGAACCAGGAUAACCGGACCGUCAGUAAGAUCCUGGGCGAGUGGUGGUAUGCGCUGGGGCCCAAGGAGAAACAAAAGUACCACGAUCUGGCCUUUCAGGUGAAGGAGGCCCACUUCAAGGCCCACCCAGACUGGAAAUGGUGCAACAAGGACCGGAAGAAGUCAAACUCAGACACCAAGCCUGUGGCCCUUGGUCUGGCGGGAGGCCCCAAGGAGAUGCGGGAGCGCAGCAUGUCAGAGACUGGCACAGCAGCUGCUCCUGGAGUCUCAUCAGAGUUACUGUCAGCAGCAGCCCAAACCCUGCUGGGCACAGAGGUCAAGGCCCCUGCGUCUGGCCCUGGGACAGCGGAGCGGCUCCACCCAGCAGGGCCCGGCCCCACCAGGCCUCGAGCUUUCUCCCACAGUGGCGUGCACGGCUUAGACGGGGGUGAGCCGGACAGCCAGGCGCUGCAGGAACUCACCCAGAUGGUGUCGGGUCCAGCUCCCUACACGGGGCCGAAGCCUCCACCUCAGUAUGGAGGCCCGGGACCCUUUGCCACUCCCAGCGAGGGUGGAACCUUGGCAGGUGGGCGGCCCCCGAUGCUGCCAGCAAGGCCAUCCCGCUCCCAGCGCACAGCUAGCGAAGACAUGACCAGUGAUGAGGAGCGGAUGGUCAUUUGUGAGGAGGAGGGAGAUGAUGAUGUCAUAGCCGAUGACAGCUUUGGCACCACUGACAUCGACUUAAAGUGCAAGGAGCGGGUAACAGACAGUGAUAGUGAGGACAGCUCUGGUGAGGACCCUGAGGGUGCCAAGGGCUUUGGCAGGAAAUUGUUCUCACCUGUGAUCCGUUCAUCCUCUCUGUCUACUGCCUUCACUCACUGCCGCCCACCCCUGGAGUCCGAACCCCCUGGAGCCCCUGACCCCUCGUCAGCUUUUCCCAAGGGCUAUGGCCCCACGCCCUCUUCCUCCUCCUCCUCCUCCUUCCAGUUGGCCCCUGGGACCUUCAAGAGCCAAGAGCCAGGUCGAGGUGCAGUCGGAGGGCCUUUGCGUGCCCAGCACCCGGUUGGCGGAGGCCCACUGCCUCCUAAAGCCCGAUAUCCUCCUGUGGACCCAAACGCCUAUCGGCGAAAGCGGCCCGAGAGCACGGGAGGGCCUGAGCCUCCCGCUUCCCAAUCCUUCCCUGCUUCCUCUGUCAUUGCCUCGCCCCCUGGAGGUGGGGUCCUGCAGGCCUUAGUGCUGCCCCCCGGGGGCAGCCUGUACCCGGCCAAGGAGCCCCCAGAGCGAGACGGCAGUGCGGCUGCCCGACUACCAUCAGCCACAGUGCUGGUGACGGCCCCCACCUCCCUGGGGAGCGGAGGGCUUACCUACGGGGCCCCCCCGGCCCCCCCACGCCCGGCUCCUACUGUGGUGACCAAUGUGGUCCGGCCGGUCAGCAGUACACCUGUGCCCAUUGCUUCCAAACCCUUCCCUGGGGUGGGGCGAGGUGAGGGCUCGCCUGCUGAAGGAGGUGCCAAAGGGGAGGCGGGGGCUGGUCCCCGAGCACCGGGGGGCUCUCCACUUGGUAUCGGUCUGGUAUAUACUGAUAAAAAACAGGCAGCCCCUCCAGCCCCGCACCUGGUGGCAGGACCCCUUCUGGGGGUGGGCAAAGCUCCUGCUGCUGUGACCAACCUUCUUGUGGGUGCCCCAGGCUAUGGCGCCUCUGCCCCACCGGCUGUGCAGUUCAUUGCCCAGGGCCCACCUGGUGGAGGUGGGGCAGCGGCUGCAACGGGGCCCCCCACUGGCAGCGGUCCCAACGGCCCCGUGCCCCUGGGCAUCCUGCAGCCCGCCCCUCUAGGCAAGCCUGGGGGCAUCACCCAGGUGCAGUACAUCCUGCCCACUCUGCCCCAGCAGCUGCAGGUGGCCCCAGCCCCAGCAGCGCCUGGCCCCAAAGCUGCAGCCGUGGGGGGGUCAGGCCCCACGGCCAGCAUCCGCUUUGCCCUGCCACCAGGAACUACCACCAAUGGGAAGGUCCUGGCACCAGCCACCCCAGCCCCUGGGAUUCCCAUUCUGCAGCCGGUGCCCUCUGCUGCACCCCCCAAAGUCCAGUCAGUGUCUCCGGUGCAGGCCCAGUCCUCGGCAGGCCCAGCCCAGCUGCUGCCUGGGAAGGUCCUGGUGCCCCUGGCGGCACCAAGCGUGGCAGUACGAGGCGGAGGGGCCAGCCAGCCUCUGCCCUUGGUGAGCCCACCCUUCUCUGUCCCGGUGCAGAAUGGGGCCCAACCAUCCAGCAAAAUCAUUCAGCUCACCCCAGUGCCAGUGACCACCCCCGGGAGCCUGGUACCCCCACUCAGCCCAGCCACCCUGCCCAGUCCUGCAUCCCAGUCUCAGAAGGUCAUUUUGCCCUCUUCCACCAGAAUAACCUAUGUGCAGUCGGCUGCUGGGCACACCCUUCCCCUGGGCCCCAGCCCCUCCUCCAGCCAGAGUGCAGCUCCUGGCACCCCAGCCUCUUAUGGGCCCGCCAGCUCCGUGGCCCUGGGCUUCACCACCAUUGGGCCCAGCGGCCCUGCCAUAGUCCAGCCCCUGAUCUCAGGCCAAGCUCCCCUGCUGGCCCCAGGCCAGGUUGGCGUGUCCCCAGUCCCCAGUCCCCAACUGCCGCCAGCCUGUGCUGGGGGUCCUGUCAUCACAGCCUUCUACCCUGGCGGGCCAGGGGGCCCCUCAGCCAUGCCCCUCCCUCAGCCAACGCCCCCAGCCCCCCCAGGGCUCGUCUAUACGGUGGCCACAAGUGCUGCCCCACCCGCUGCCAUCCUGCCCAAGGGCGGGGCACCUGGGCCUCCAGCCCCCACUGCCUCUCAGACCCCUACCAGUCCUUUCCCCAGUGCCACAGGCUCCGUGGCCUAUAGCCUGGUGACCCCAAAAGCCCAGCGCCCACCACCCAAGCCCCCACAGAAAGUGAAGGCUGCCAUUGCCAGUAUCCCUGUGGGUUCCUACGAGUCUGGGGUCCCUGCCCGGCCGGGUCCUGUCUCCCGGCAGGCCACAGAGCAGGGCCCUGCUAGGGAGGUGGUCCCAGAGGCUGAGGCUGAUGGUCGGCCGGCCACACCUGCACCCCCCACUCCUGCAGAUAAUUGGGCUCCACCCCGGGGCAGCCCACCCCCAGGCCCACCGGCAGAGGAUCGACCAGGAGUCAAGGCACCAGAGACGGCCAGCAAGAUCCCCAGCUCCCCUGAUUGGCGGAUUCCAGCUCUGGCCAUGGAGAACCGGGGGGAGCCUCCAGCCCCACCCAGCCCGGCCCCGGCCCCUGGGGGCAGCGAAGGAGGAGGGCGGCCUCCAGGGGCCGGGGACACCCCAGAGCGGAAGGAAGCACCCAGCAAGAAGGUGAAGGUUCGGCCCCCUCCUCUGAAGAAGACUUUCGAUUCGGUGGACAACAGGGUCCUCUCUGAAGUAGACUUUGAGGAGCGCUUCGCCGAGCUGCCCGAGUUCCGGCCCGAGGAGGUGCUGCCCUCACCCACCCUGCAGUCGCUGGCCACCUCCCCCCGCGCCAUCCUGGGCUCCUACCGAAAGAAGCGGAAGAACUCCACUGACCUGGACUCAGCCCCAGAAGACCCCACCUCCCCCAAGCGCAAAAUGAGGCGUCGUUCGAGCUGCAGCUCUGAGCCCAACACGCCGAAGAGCGCCAAGUGCGAGGGUGACAUCUUCACCUUUGAUCGAACCGGCACUGAGGCGGAGGACGUGCUGGGGGAGCUGGAGUACGAGAAGGUGCCCUACUCGUCCCUGCGCCGCACCCUGGACCAGCGGCGGGCUCUGGUCAUGCAGCUCUUCCAGGACCACGGCUUCUUCCCCUCAGCCCAGGCCACAGCCGCCUUCCAGGCGCGCUACGCAGACAUCUUCCCCUCCAAAGUGUGUCUCCAGCUGAAGAUCAGAGAGGUCAGGCAGAAGAUCAUGCAGGCAGCCACACCCACAGAACAGCCCCCUGGGGGGGAGGCCCCCGGACCUGGGCCUCCACCGGCCAGCGCAGGGGCUGCUCCCCCACCCCCCACCGAGGGCCCGGACUCGCCCUCACCCGCCCCGGACUCUUCCUCGUCCUCUGUCCCCUCCGCUGCCCCUCCCCAAGCCUCAGAGCCGGCACCCGGCGAAUCCAGCUGGGAUGGGGCCACCCAGCCUUCCCCCCCACCUCCUGGACCUUCCCCAGGGGGCAGGUGAGGUGUCUGCUGGGGAGUAACAUCCCCAGGGGCCUGGGGUGCCCCGAGGAGGAGACAAGACCCCUGAGCUGGCCCUGGGCUCGGUGGCGGAGGGGGCAGGAAGCUGUGUGGGGAGGGUGGGUGGCCCUGUCCAUGAGGCCUCCCUCCGGUGAAAGCUUCCCUCCCUGGGGACUAGGGGGAGGCUGUGGAGGGCAGAGGGGGCGCUCUGGCCCCCACGGAGCCCCUGUACAUAACCUGGAGUUUGUUACCUUUCGAAUCUUUUCACUCUACUUUAUGCAAAAUGGCUCCUGAGGGCAGGACUGAAGGAGGGAAAGAUGGGAGCCCCCCUCCCCCAUGUGGGGGGUACUGAGGGUUGGGGCACCCACUUCCCUCUCUCCCCUCCCUCAAGGGGCUGGACUCAGGUUAGUUUGGGGGUAGGGGUGGAGGAUCGAGGUGGGGGGGCCUCCUGCACUUUGGCCCUGGGUUGGGGGGGCAGGGCAGGGUGCACCCCUUUCCUCCUUACCUGUUCCCCCACCAGGCUGUACUUUCUAAGAAGGCAAUUUCCCUGUCCCCCCACCCCCACCCCUGGAACAAUACAUGUUGAUCAUGUGCAAUAUUUCUUACUGUGCCGAGAAGCCUCGAAGACCGAGAUUAAAGCUGUUUUAACACA